Fusarium redolens is the source of this 696-nucleotide messenger RNA. RefSeq lists its product as uncharacterized. The transcript has 3 exons. Lineage: Eukaryota; Fungi; Ascomycota; Sordariomycetes; Hypocreales; Nectriaceae. The coding region runs from base 1 to 696 and encodes 231 amino acids. The record is from RefSeq and is a predicted model, not a curated record.
AUGUUCACCAGGUAUAUCAAUGUCCCUGACGAAGUUAUCAUUCCCAACGGAGACGUAGUUCUCGUCGUCGGCCCCGAAAAACUUCGAAUUCAAGUCUCUUCCCAGUUCCUGACUCUCGCGUCUCCGGUAUUCGGCGCCAUGUUGAACCUCAAGUUCUCGGAAGGCAUCAGGCUCCAUGAGAGCAACGAGUUACCGGUCGAUAUCAAACUCCCAGAAGACGACGGGGUGGCGACUGCCCAGGCGUUAAAAACUUUACAUGGGUCAGACCCAAAGAUGCUAUUCCUCAACCCUGACCAAAUCCAGAAAGUCUCUAUUGUCGUAGACAAGUAUGACAUGUCAUCUCGUUUUGCCCUGGCUGCUAUCGCCUGGAUGCAUGACCCUAUCACUCUUGAGCAAGCCUGGAAGCUUAUGACAGCUUCUUACUGGUUUGACAAUCAGGAUGGGUUUCGCUGGAUGAGUGAGCAUAUAGUCUCUAAACUUAACCACGCGCAAAUUUUCCAUCUCGCCAACGAGACAUAUGACGUCGCUUUGGGCUUAAAGCUAGGCAUGGCCGUCCUUCUCUUACACUAUUCACUCUCACAGCGCAUGGCGCAUCCGAAGGGAGGGUUAUGCCUACGCUGUUUCAAGAUUUCGGCGAUUGAUCCUGUGGGAAUGCAACCAGGCUGCCCCUACCCAUAUAACCACCGCUCUGGUUGA